Messenger RNA from Strongylus vulgaris, 237 nucleotides. The record is from the annotation of a GenBank genome assembly. NCBI's taxonomy places the organism in Eukaryota, Metazoa, Nematoda, Chromadorea, Rhabditida, Strongylidae.
AUGGCUGCUUUACCUGGUAGUAUAAAAAUGAAAAACCAAAAUACCAGUGCUACUUGCGAAACGAAUGUGAUUAUUUUGCAGUUGAUGUCUGGAAUGCCGCUAGUAGGAGCUGUGACGAUGCAUUGGUUUAUUCCUCUGCUGGUGACUGCACCACUUUGGACUUGUCUUGAGGCCACGUACACUCCUAGCAUGGAAACGGAUUUAUCGAACGAUAUUAAAGCGGUAAUUCUCAAAUAG